AUCCCUGGACGUCGGCAGCCGCCUCUUUCCUGCCGCCAGCUAGACGCCACCGAUCGGGAGCCGCUGCUGCCCGGGGCUUCUUCGCUGGCAGGAUGCUAUCUCUGGAUCAGAUCAAUGCGGAUCAGCCCCUGAUCCUGAAGGAGCUGGACUGGGCUGAGCAGGAGCCCCUGCCAUUGCUCAGCCCCCCGUGUCCCUCCUGGCGCCAGGACGUGUCUCUGGACUGCAAGUGCUCUCCGGAGGACACCCAGGCACACGCCUGGACCACCUACUACUAUGACCUGCUGCAAUGUACCCUGCAGCAGGAGGGGCUGCCAGAGACAAUCGACCGCACCAAAGAGCCCAGAACAGGGUUCAGCUCGGGGGAUGUGACCAUCUGCAUCCUGGGAUCCCCGACCUCGUACCUGUCUGUGCUGCUGGAGGGCAGCUCCCAGUGCCCAGGUAAUAUGCUGCUGUGCCUGUCACCCAGCUGGCUGGCCAAGGUGCCCUCUGAGCAGCACCCUGGCGAGUCGUCCUUGCUGGUCUCCAAGGCUGUCUCCUUCGAGCUGGGUGGGCGCACGUGCCUGGAUGAGUUCUCGCCCCCGCGCCGCGUCACCUACUUCAUGGGCUCCUUCGGGCUAUGCAAGGAGCACGGGCAGUCAGCGGGGGAGUUGGCGCGCGACCUGGAUUGCCCCACGGGGGGUUCGGGGGAGCUGGCCCGCCUGCUGGAGGACAAGCUGCUGACGCGCCAGCUGCUGGACCAGCGGGCCCAGGUGGGGGUACCACUCACGCUGGCCUUCACCUUCAAGCGGCUGCGCCCACUACGGGACGUCACCACUGAGCGCUCCGUCCGCAUGGUGGAGCUCAGCGGCAAGGAGGGCCAGGAGAACCUCAUCCAGGAGGAGAUCGAGGCCUUCCUGCAGGGCAGUGCCAUGGAGCCCUACAGCCAGGUGGUGGUGAAGCCAUCAGGCUGGCGCUGGAGUGGGGCCCAUGCUGUGACCUUCCAUGCCAAGGUGGAGCAGGCUGCCGUGCUCCAAGCUGUGCUGGCACUGCUGGAGAGCCUGGAGGAGGAGGAGAGCGCCCUGCUGGAGGCCUUCAUCCCCACCGCCUGCCUCACCCAGCCUGAAUCCCCCAACAGCACCUCCCCAAGCAGCACAUCUCCGAGGCCUGACCUGGCGAUCCGGAUCUGCACUGUCGUCUGCAGAUCCUGGGGUGACCAGCCUCUGCUGAGCCAGAUUGUGUGCGGCGUGGGACGGGCUGAUAAGCCCCUGAAGCACCAGGCCAUGGUGCCCCAGAGCCUGGAGAGCGGCCUGCGGCAGCAGGGGGUGACAGAUGAGGCCCAGCUCGCGGCCAUCCAUGCCCAGGUCAAGCACAAGGCCGAGGCCGCCAUGACGGCCUUCCUGGAGAUGGAGGCGGGGCUGUCGGUGGAGCAGCGGGGCGGCCGACGGGCCCAGACUGAUGUGAUUGGCGUGGAUUUCCUCCUGACCUCGUCGGAACAGGUGCUGCAGCUGAUGGCUCUGGAGAUGAAUUCUCAGCUGUGCCUAGAGACUUGCGCGCUCUUCGAGUCCAUGGGUCAGGCGGUGGGGGUGCCGGCAGGCGAGUCCUCACGUCCUCUGGUGGAGACGAUGUUGCGGCGUACACAGUGUCACCUCAUGGAGGGCAAGCACGUGUUGGUGAUCGGGGCCGGAGGAGUCAGCAAAAAGUUCGUCUGGGAGGCGGCCAGGGCCUAUGGGCUAAAAAUUCACCUGGUGGAGUCGGACCCCAACCACUUUGCCUCGCAGCUGGUGCAGACCUUCAUCCACUAUGACACCACGGAGCACAAGCGGGAUGAGGAGCACGCCCAGCGGCUGGUGGGGCUGGUUCGGGAGCGGGGCCUGCACCUGGAUGGCUGCCUCUCCUACUGGGACGACUGCAUGGUGCUGACGGCCCUGGUGUGUGAGCAGCUGGGCCUGCGCUGCAGCCCGGUGGCCGCCAUGCGGGUGGCCAAGCAGAAGAGCCGCACCCACCAACACCUGCUGCGCCGGCGCAAGGAAGCCCCGCUUGGCUGGGCCUCAGAGGCGCUCUAUGCCGUUCCCUGCUGCCACCUGGAGAGCCACGCUGACGUGGAGCGGGCUGCUCGUCAUCUCUCCUUCCCCGGCGUCAUGAAGCUAGAGUACGGGGCAGGCGCCGUGGGGGUCAAGCUGGUGGAGGACGUGCAGCAGUGCCACCUGCACUUCGAGAAGAUCUCACGGGACUUGCGGGCGGAUACGGAUCACCCAGGCAUCGGGCUGGGCUGGGGCAACGCCAUGCUGCUGAUGGAGUAUGUCUCCGGCACUGAGCACGACGUGGACAUUGUGAUCUAUGAUGGGCGCAUGCUGGCUGCCUUCGUCUCCGACAACGGGCCCACCCGCGUGCCCCACUUCACCGAGACGGCAGCCAGCAUGCCCACCUGCCUGGCGCCCGACCGCGAGGCCCAGCUCGUGCGCGCCGCCUACCAGUGCUGCUUGGGCUGCGGCCUGACCAACGGCGUCUUCAACGUGGAGCUCAAGUUGACGGCAUCUGGGCCCAAGCUCAUAGAGAUCAACCCCCGCAUGGGCGGCUUCUACCUGCGCGACUGGAUCCAGGAGAUCUACGGGGUGGACAUCAUGCUCGCCUCGGUCAUGGUGGCCUGCGGGGUGCCCCCGCUGCUGCCCGCCCAUGCCGAGCCCCGCACCCACCUGGUGGGUGUCAUGUGCGUGGUGUCACAGCACCUGAAGGCCCUCAAGUCCACAGCCAGUGUGGAGACGUUGCAGGCCCUGCAUGAGCGUGGCAUCAUCCGCCUCAACCUGCUGGAGGAAGAGCUCGUUGCCCGUGAAUAUGAAGAGCCCUACUGCAACGUGGCCUGUGCCAGCCCCAGCCGCCGCGAGGCCUGCCUCAAGGUGCUGGGUGUCUGCCAGGUGCUGGGCAUCGACUCACCCCACUAUCCUGUCACCCACUUCCUCUCUCACUUCAAAUAGCACCCAGGGAGCCCCCGGGGAGGGGGCCACCCUGCUGCCUCUGUCCUGUCCCCCCCCAUUCCCCCUAGGGCCUGCUGAGCUCAGAUCUGGUUCUGGAGGAGCCCCCAGCCUCCCCCUCCCCGGUGUGUCCCCACCAGCCGGGGCACUGGUGCUUGCAUUACAUGGCUCCUCUGUAUCCUAGUGUUGUUUUUUUCCCCCACAGCUGCCCCUUUCCCCCCAGGAGGGAGCUGGGGGCCCCUGGUGUCGUCUCUGGUAGGAGCCACGCCUGUCUAUGUGUGUGUGACAUGGGAUUGCAUCAGUAUGGCAUCUGUUCUGCUCCCUCUGGGGCUCCUCCAGCUCCCCCCCACCCCCCCAGCUGCCCUGUCCUGAUCCUCAGCUGAUCUGUCCCAUCCCUGGAGAGAUCCCCCACCCUCUCUGCAGACUCCUCCCUGACCCCUCCUUCCCCAGUGAGAUCCUCCAGUUGACUCCCGCAACCAAGCCCACCAGCUCCGGGAAGGGCUGUAGGUCACAGACCCCAAUCUCCUGGGCACGAGCUCAGCUCUGGUGCCUGUUCAGCCAUGGUGGGAAGGGAAGGAUUGAGGAUCUGGAGCCUCCAGGAGUGCAGACUUAAGGCUACAAGUGGCCCUCCAAUAACUAACCACUGUAUGCAUGUUCCCUGCUCCCCCCUCAUGCUCCUCAGUCACCCUACCUUAGCAAAUCACUGUAUGCUACCUCCCCACCAUGCUUGUCAGCAACCCUACGAUAACAAACCACUGUAAACAACUCGCCCCACCCACCCCCCGUGCUUGCCAGCAACCC
This is a messenger RNA of Trachemys scripta elegans, 3749 nucleotides long. It is a transcript of the gene CARNS1, whose product is annotated as carnosine synthase 1. Gene Ontology annotation, biological process: carnosine biosynthetic process. NCBI's taxonomy places the organism in Eukaryota, Metazoa, Chordata, Testudines, Emydidae. The transcript is spliced from 10 exons. The record is from RefSeq and is a predicted model, not a curated record. Bases 93 to 2951 code for a protein of 952 amino acids. Gene Ontology annotation, molecular function: carnosine synthase activity; ATP hydrolysis activity; ATP binding.